CGACCGUAUCCCGGAGAUGGCGGACUACGGCGGUGGCGGCGGAUUGGCUCUCUCCCGGAGCUGCGGCGGGAGCCACACCCUCACGUUCCCACACCGCCGCUACACACACACUCGCCUGCAGAACAUCACACACCUCAUACAGGCCGAGGAGGAGGAGAGCAUCAGCACGCUGCGCAUACAGCCGGAGGAGGUGGAUAUUCUGGGGCUGGACGGUCACAUCUACAAGGGGCGUCUGAACACGCUGAACUCACGCCCCCUCAAGAGCGUCGACCAGAGACUCCCCGUCAUCAUCUCUAAAGAAGGUAAGGUGAAGCAGAAGUUAACGGUGUCUCCUAAGAAUGCUGGAGAUCUGGGCCGAGUGACCCCCGUUAGACCUCAGAGUGCCAAAACCCAACGCUGCCGCUCAGCCUCCAGCACCACUGCGAAGGACCGCCCCCUCUCCUCCAUUGGCUGCGUGUCCCGGGACACGGACCAACCGCAGCACACCCUGCAGCUGACCGUGGACCUCACCCAAUCAGAGGACGAGCCGGUGACAUCACUGUAGAGGCCCGGCCAAUCGGAUUUGCAGGAUUUUCUUAUCAUGAUAACUAUAAUAAAGAUGUUUACAGCAGUA
Molecule: messenger RNA, 613 nt
Organism: Sardina pilchardus (European sardine)
Lineage: Eukaryota; Metazoa; Chordata; Actinopteri; Clupeiformes; Clupeidae
Product: glutamine-rich protein 2
Source: RefSeq, a predicted model, not a curated record